Molecule: messenger RNA, 4498 nt
Organism: Esox lucius (northern pike)
Lineage: Eukaryota; Metazoa; Chordata; Actinopteri; Esociformes; Esocidae
Exons: 4
Coding region: 218-4498 (1426 amino acids)
Source: RefSeq, a predicted model, not a curated record
GAACGUUGGAUGUGGAUGAGAGAAGGAUGUCAGCUGUGCUGGUGACGGGGGAGUGAGGGUGUGCGGCAAUAGGACGGGCCCAAUAACAGUUGUCCAGUUGGUGUAGACAGGAUCUGACCAUACUGUGACAGCACGGACCUUCGCCAGUCGCACUGACCAGCGGUAUGUGAAAAGAUACUGUAGUCAUGGGAAGUCAGUCCAUGGUUUCAGAAGUGUGAUGGAGUACUGGGCUGGGAGUCCACCACCCCUGUAUGCCAAAUGUGGGACUGUUCCUGGACGAAACUUUGCACAUGCGUAUCAGGACAAGCAUCGGGCUGCAGAUGUUCAUCCAUACAUCUGUGAGAGGCAAGACCAGGGAAGGGAGCCCAGCUGUUGGACGGUACCAGGCUCUAGGACUGGAGGGGUCCUACAGGAUUACACUAAUUGGACUGAUCAAGAUCUAUCUGCCCCUCAUUUCCCCUUUGCUCUUGAAAGCCAGGCCCAACAGCUCCAGGGUCUGAGGGACUACCAGGCGCAGGAGAGGAGAGAGAGAGAAUGGCUGGUGGGAGAGGUUCACAGAGCUGCAGCCAGGGACAGGGAGAGGGACAGGGAGAGUGAGAGGAGGAGGCAGAGGGAGGGGUGGCAGGCAAGGUGGGAGCCCUGGAGUCCUGUCCACUACAGAAGAGAGCCAGCCAAGAGGAGUCUGAGCAACAGUAGUUACCGGGAGCUGGAGGCCUGGGCAGCACGUUACAGUCACUCCCUCCCGAGGAAGAGGCGCCUGGAGGCAGGUCUGUGGGGUGUAGCCCACGGGUCACAAGACACUGACCGACUCCCGGAGAGAGUGCCAUGGGGCCACAGAGGUGGAGCGGAACCAAGAACAGGCGCAGCCCACCUAACCGGAGUGCCUUGUCAGCCGAGAGAGUGGGGACGUUGGGAGAGGAGGGACACACAGCCGGCCGUGUCUCACCGGGGGUCUCAGUUAGUGACCCCUGAUAAAACAUACCCGUCCGACACCAAGGAGAACGAGUCCCGCUACCAGAAGAGGGGGUUUAGUCAACCGCCAGGCUACAUUCCACCUCCGCCUUAUAACACCCCACACAGCAUUUCACCCGCAACGCAACGUGAUGAGAAAUACACCGCUAAAGAAGCAAUGGCUUCAGCGUAUGCCACUUGGGACUGGGGAGCCAGCAGACACACAUACAGUACACUGCCUACACCAAGGAAGAAAGACUACUCUGUACUAGACUUUCCCAGGGAAAGGGGAGGGGCAGGUGAGUUCAUAAAUGAAGAGUGGAAACAGAGGACCUGGUCUGAUCCUGGAGGCCACAGGCAGACGGGACGGGCUGUAACUGGUCAGUGGACUGGCUCUUCGGCCCAUCCACAGAACACGCCAGUCCAGUCUCAUAGCCUUUCACCACCGCAACAGUGCCUGGAACAGCCUCAGGCGGUCGCACUCAGUGAGACGGACUCCCACAGUACCAACACAGAAAGAGAGGUCAGUCUUAAGAAAAGGAGAGGCCGGGAGACCAUAUUUUGCUUGGUGUCUCGCAUGGGUGGAGUAGCAGGGCUGUCAAGUUCUCCUGAGGAACCACAUAAACCCCUUUCCCUGCCACUCUUCACCACGUCGCCUCUGACCGCUGUGUCAAACAGCGAGUUAGGCAGGGCAUCUCAAAACGUAGAGGAGCCUGAUGCUAGUAAAGAUUCGCCCGAGCUUGCAGACGAAGUGGAUUCAGCGGUGCAAUUCCUCCAGCCUGAUUCUAGGGUUACAACCCAGACCCCCGCCUCUGUAAGGAACUGCAAUAACAAACCUAACCUGAAGGGGGCACUAGAGUGGAAGGGGAGUGAGCAGAUAGCAGCACACAGGGAGGAGCUUCUAAGGGCCAUUCGAAGAAGACCUAAGCUUCAAGGGGAGGAAACAGACAUACACCGCCUGCCCAAUACGACGGACAGUGAAGUUGUCUUGCCAGAAGGCACCAGUGUUAAAGCUUUGUCACCUGUGUCCAGGAGAAAAGAGAUGCAGACACUGGCUCCUGUGUCAGCCAAGUACCCCUUAUGGAGGGAACCCAGUUCCACAGGCAGAGUCAAGAGUGAAAAUCCUUCACCUUCCUACUUGACCUGCGAGGGUGAGCUGAUUAAGAAUCUGGAUAAUGAUUGUACAGAAAAUAGACAUGAUGUUAGAACUCAUCCCCACAAUGUUGAAGUGAGGCAACUAGAGCUCAAGAGGGACACAGAGUCUGACAGUAGCAGUGGUCUGCUGGUCAUCGAUGCGACUUGUGUUGUAGUCAGAGUGGAGUUCAUUUUUCCUCCUAAAAUAGAACAUGUCCAGUAUUUGUGCUCACCAACUCCUAGUGAACAAACUGAGCCUGACCCCAGCCCCCCUAUCAACCCCAUGGAAACAGAUAAAGAAAUCCAGGAUGAUACUACACCUACACCUGAUCAGACCAUUGAUAAAUCAGCCCCGAUUUGCUCCCUGUUAGAUAUGAAGGAGUCUGUGACUAGUUUUGAAGAGCUAUAUCUACAGGAGAAGGUGGAUGAAGAGCAUCAUAUUUCCUCUCACACAUCUGUCAGUGAAACAGACAUACCUCAGCAGUCAGAGGAGACCAACCAACUCGCUGAAUCACUAUCUUCCUCAACUUCAGUCCCUGAGAGUGAGACCUUGGAGGAGCGUGCUGAGAGGAUUUUGGGGAUCCCGUUUCAGAGCUCUUGUGUUCUGGAUAAAACAGAAAAUAAUGAGAUGAAACAGCUGACAAAAGAUGAGAAGGAUGAAGAUACUCCGGAGGAGCAAGUGUCAGAGCCGUCACCUGAGACCGAAGAGGAUGUUUCUGUUAUUGACAGUGACGUUCUUUCAUAUGACCAGUCUUCAACAGACAUGCUCGAAGAGUCCAAGAUGGAGCAGAGGGGACAGAUAUGUGAUGUCUCUGUGGAGAACUCCAGUAACUGCUUGUUGGACGUAAAGGUUAUGCCAGACAGAGAUAGUGAAAACAAGCUCCCAUUUGAUCCCUGGCAUGAAGCUGGCCAAUUUGGUGAUGUUUUUUUCCCACCCAUCUCAUGUUGCCCCAACUUACCUCUGAGUUUCUCCAAUCCUCCCUCACAUUCAUCUACAGAUGCUGUGUCCCUGAAUAAUUCCAGACCCUCCUCUCCAUCUCAUCUCUUGUUAACUUCACCCUCCCAGUUCAUUUCUUUAUCUCCACAUCCUGGCACUGAGUCCUCCUCUCUCUCUGAUGAAUUUCCACUCUAUCCCUCAGAUGGAAAUGUACCCGUUUUCCCUGCUUCCUGUACACCUGAACUUUCAGAUUCCUUGUCCCGAUUACCCUCUCCCCCUCCCUCUCACUCAGCCCACCCCUCCUCCUCCAGUACUCCUCCUCCCUCAGGCCCCCACUCCCCUUCGAGUUCUCCUCCUCCCUCCACUUCUGUGCCCCCCUCCACCUCCAGUACCCCUUCUCCUUCGGUUCCCCACUCCCCCUCAAUCCCACUCUCCUCCUGUAGUUCUCCUCCUCCACCUCCCUCAAUCCCCCACUCCCGCUCCAGUUCUCCUCCCCCUUACACAGCCCAGCUCUCCCCCUCCAUUUCUCCCCCUCCCCCAAUCCAUCUUUCCCCCUCCAGUUCUCCCCCUCCAACUCACUCACUCUCCCCCUCAAGAUCUCCUCCCCUUCCAGACCCCUCCUCUAGAGCAAAGAGUCCAGAGAUAGUAGGCAAGGCUUUUACCCCUGUCUUGUCCGCGUUCACCACACCCACCACAUAUAUAGAGGAACCCCGAUACCCAAAGGCCCUCUGGGAUGCAGUGAAAUGCAUCCGUAAGCAUACAGCGCCUGAUUCAGAGAAUGAGGAGGAGGGUUGUGAGCCGUGGGGUCCAGAGAGUGUUGCUUCGGACGAUGCUGCCCUAGAUGACCUUGAUUUGGGUUUAGGGGAGAUGUCUCAGAGAAGAGAAGAGAACGUGUCCAGCUCUAGGGGAAGCCCUCUGGAAGUAGCAGAAGACAUGGAGGCGGAAAGGGAUCUAGACAUGUUGGUAACGUCAACACGUGGUGAAAGAAGCAGCGAGAAGGAGCCCAGCGGGCCCGCUGAAGAUGACACACUGUCCUGCAGCAGUACAGACAGCCACGGCUCAGGAGACACUGUGAUCAUGGGGGCAGAUGGAGAGUCUGAGGAGGAGACAGAGACUGAGGAGGAGACCGAUUAUGAAGCUGACAUCAUCAGUGAGGAGGAGGAGCCCAACCCCAACAUAGGGCACUGUGUUACUGCUGGACAGGAAUGGAGCUGCACCGUGGGGCCUAAGAGAUACGUCGUAGUGGAGGGGCAGGACGAGGGAGACAGGGAGCUGAGAUCCACAGCGGAGCCUCAAAAUGAGGGAUCUUGGUCUGAGAUACAGGCGACAACACAGCAAGUGGAGGGAACGGUAGAGUGUGAGAAGUCUGACGGAGUGAGAAACUUGGAAGGAACGGAGAACAGAGGUUUGUUUGGUGUUAUGGCAUCUGAAGAGGCUGGUGGUGGUAUGGGUGACCAUCAUUUGAAUCAUCCCUAA